GGAGGCCGAGAAGGCUGUCGUUGCUUCGGCCGUCGCAUCCCCGAGGGAGUCGUGUUGGCUUGCUCCGGGCCCCCAAGCUCGCCAAUCGCCCCCGAGGCUCGUGUGCGCGCUCCCGACCUCGCCAGCCGUUCGCCGCUCGCCCGCGGACCGUGCCUUCUGCAUCAUGUGCGGUAUAUUUGCUUACUUAAACUACCAUGUUCCUCGCACAAGACGAGAAAUCUUGGAGACCCUAAUCAAAGGCCUUCAGAGACUGGAGUACAGAGGAUAUGAUUCUGCUGGUGUGGGAGUUGAUGGAGGCAAUGACAAGGAUUGGGAAGCCAAUGCCUGCAAGAUACAGCUCAUUAAGAAGAAAGGGAAAGUCAAGGCACUGGAUGAAGAAGUUCAUAAACAACAGGAUAUGGACUUGGAUAUAGAAUUUGAUGUACACCUUGGAAUAGCGCAUACCCGUUGGGCAACACAUGGAGAACCCAAUCCUGUCAAUAGCCAUCCCCAGCGCUCUGAUAAAAAUAAUGAAUUUAUUGUUAUUCACAAUGGCAUUAUCACCAACUACAAAGACUUGAAAAAGUUUUUGGAAAGCAAAGGCUAUGACUUUGAAUCUGAAACAGACACAGAGACAAUUGCCAAGCUUGUUAAGUACAUGUAUGACAAUCGGGAAAGUCAAGACAUCAGUUUUACUACCUUGGUGGAGAGAGUUAUUCAACAAUUGGAAGGUGCUUUUGCACUGGUAUUUAAAAGUGUUCAUUUUCCUGGCCAAGCAGUUGGCACAAGACGAGGUAGCCCUCUUUUGAUUGGUGUACGAAGUGAACAUAAACUCUCUACUGAUCACAUUCCAAUACUCUACAGAACAGGGAAGGACAAGAAGGGAAGCUGCAAUCUCUCUCGCGUGGACAGCACAACUUGCCUUUUCCCUGUUGAAGAAAAGGCAGUGGAAUAUUACUUUGCUUCUGAUGCGAGCGCUGUCAUAGAACAUACCAAUCGUGUCAUCUUUCUCGAAGAUGAUGAUGUUGCAGCAGUGGUGGACGGCCGUCUUUCUAUCCAUCGAAUUAAACGAACUGCAGGAGACCACCCUGGACGAGCUGUGCAGACCCUCCAGAUGGAACUCCAGCAGAUCAUGAAGGGCAACUUCAGUUCAUUUAUGCAGAAGGAAAUUUUUGAGCAGCCAGAGUCCGUUGUGAACACGAUGAGAGGAAGAGUCAACUUUGAUGACUAUACUGUGAAUUUGGGCGGUUUGAAGGAUCACAUUAAGGAGAUCCAGAGGUGUCGGCGUUUGAUUCUCAUUGCCUGUGGGACAAGUUACCAUGCUGGUGUAGCAACACGUCAAGUUCUUGAAGAGCUGACUGAGUUGCCUGUUAUGGUGGAGCUUGCCAGUGAUUUCCUGGAUAGAAACACGCCAGUUUUUCGAGAUGAUGUUUGCUUUUUCAUUAGUCAGUCAGGUGAGACAGCAGACACCCUAAUGGGUCUUCGGUACUGUAAGGAGAGAGGAGCUCUAACUGUGGGGAUCACGAACACUGUGGGCAGCUCCAUAUCGAGGGAGACAGACUGUGGCGUUCACAUUAAUGCCGGGCCCGAGAUUGGUGUGGCCAGCACGAAGGCUUACACCAGCCAGUUUGUAUCCCUUGUCAUGUUUGCCCUCAUGAUGUGUGAUGACAGGAUCUCCAUGCAAGAGAGACGCAAAGAGAUCAUGCUUGGAUUGAAGCGGCUGCCUGAUUUAAUUAAGGAAGUACUGAGCAUGGAUGAUGAAAUUCAGAAACUGGCAACAGAACUUUAUCAUCAGAAGUCAGUCUUGAUAAUGGGACGUGGCUAUCAUUAUGCUACUUGUCUUGAAGGGGCACUGAAAAUCAAAGAAAUCACUUACAUGCACUCUGAAGGCAUCCUUGCUGGUGAAUUGAAACAUGGCCCUCUGGCUUUGGUGGAUAAGUUGAUGCCUGUCAUCAUGAUUAUCAUGAGAGAUCACACUUAUGCCAAGUGUCAGAAUGCUCUUCAGCAGGUGGUUGCCAGGCAGGGACGCCCAGUGGUGAUUUGUGAUAAGGAAGAUACCGAGACCAUUAAGAACACAAACAGAACAAUCAAGGUACCUCACUCGGUGGACUGCUUGCAAGGCAUUCUCAGUGUGAUCCCCUUACAGCUGCUGGCUUUCCACCUUGCUGUGCUGAGAGGCUAUGACGUUGAUUUUCCCCGGAAUCUUGCCAAAUCUGUAACUGUAGAGUAAGGAGCGUCUGCAACUCUGGGCGAUUGAGCAACACAAGACACCUUUUGUAUUUAACACCUUGAUUUAAAAUUCAGCCUUUGAAGCCUUUUUUAGUAAAUCCUUAUUUAUAUAUCGGUUAUAAUUAUUCCACUCAAUUUGUGAUUUUUGUGAAAUUACCUCAUAUUUUUCCAGUAGUUUGUGGGGGAGUUUAAAUAAUGGAAUUUAUAUUGGAAUCGUUACCACAGAGAUUUAGCUCUCAUUUUCUUUAAAGGAUGCUGGGUGUUGGAUUUCUGGGCCCUUCACUUCAGUCUGGGAGAAUUGUGUGUUUUUAGAAUAAUUGGCCUUUGUUUUACCGUGCUUCUAUUCAUUCAGCCCAAAGAAAGUGUAGUACAUUUAAUUUGGAAUAUCUAAAGCCAGUGGCAAUGUCUGCUAAUGGUUGGACAUUUAAUUAAGGUUUUGUUAAGUUUACGUAUAAAGAGAAGAUGGUGUGAUUUGUUUUGAAAUUUGUGUUUUGUUUUUAAAUCAAACUGUAGAACUUAAAAACUGAAAGCUUUUCUUGGUGGGAUUUCUAUGUAAGUUAGGUUAACCUGAGUGUCUCAGACCUGUUGCUUGUUAUCUGGAGGUCGAGUUAAUGUAGGAAGCUCGAGUAUGGUAGUACAUUGGUUUUCUCCACUCUUAACAGCAAGUAUUUGCACAAUUUCAUAGCAGAAACUUUAAAUUUGAGCUGCUUUGGACAACUGACAACAUGAUUUUCUUGUGAAGAUGGGGGACCUCCAGGUGGGGUGUCCUACUCCUAGCUUUUCCAUCUUCUAAAACUGAUUUUUAUUUCCUUGUAUCUGUAGUUUUUUGUUUCAUGUGUUUUUCUUAAUGACUUCUUUGAAAUCACCACACAAAGUUGCUGUCAUAUGUCUGAGAUUAAAUCAGUACUGAUACAUGCAGAAUUCUCUAAUUUUUGUCCCAAGGAAAAAUUUCCUGCAGUGAAUUUUAACUUUUUACUGCCUUUUUGCAUAAAACUAGUACCAUCCUGCCAGUUGGCAGUUCUUUGUAGUAUGGAAGAUUUGCAAGUCUUUUGACUAAUCAUUUGACUGUACAUGCUGAGCUAGGCUUAGAGAAAGCUGAAUGCUUUACACUGAUGCUAGUGAAGGAUUGCAUCGAAUAUAGUAUUAUUUCCUAGGUAUAUUUCUCUAUUGUCUGUGUUCUACCCCUGAAAUAUACUUAGGAAUGAAGAAGAUACAAAUAAGUAAAGUGAUAUCAAGGUGCCUUCAGCUGGUUUACGUCAGAAAUGGAAAUUAACAAUUUAGAUUAAAAUAGAGUAGAAUAUUAGUUUGACAUCCAACAUGUUGUGAGUAGUAAUUUCUUUAUGGGGCUUUUUGGCCAAAUCUUGGGGGUUAUAGGGCAGUGUGUUUGUGUUUUGGUGAAGUCCUCUUUCUAGAGUUUUUGCCUUUAAAUUGUGAAGGUAAGAUAUUUAGCAUAAUUAUUUAGGUAAAUUCAUGUUUUUUCUUUUUUCUGUGUUUGAAUUUCUUGGUGAGGUUAAGAUUUUCUAAUAGCUAUUGCUGCAAGGGGAGCACAGAAUUCUGCUUGUGUAUUAGGGUUAGAAAAAUACUUUGCAUAUUUUGAGGUACUUUGGAAGGACUGUCCUCCUAGGUGGAGACUAGAAACCUGGUUGUUUUUAAAAAUAAGGUUACUAUUGAUAUCAUAUAUAUAUGUAGCUACUGUAGCUAUAUUUAUCCAUUUUAAUUGUUUCUGAGAUUAUUUUGUUUAGGCCUGCUAGUUUUAGUAUGUGUAUAGUGUCAAUUCUUAUGUUAAAUUAGCAUUUUAUGUCUGUGAUUUGUAUGGGUUUGUAGCAUUUCUUAAUGGUCUGAAGUUUGAGUCAGCAUUCUAAGUGAACAAAUACGUGAAAUCAAUCAUUAGUUUUCAAUUUCUCUUUUUCUCUUCCUCUUUGUGUCUCUCUCUCUCUCUCUCU
This is a messenger RNA of Odobenus rosmarus divergens (Pacific walrus), 4151 nucleotides long. RefSeq names its product glutamine--fructose-6-phosphate transaminase 1 (gene GFPT1). Gene Ontology annotation, molecular function: L-glutamine:D-fructose-6-phosphate transaminase (isomerizing) activity; carbohydrate derivative binding. NCBI's taxonomy places the organism in Eukaryota, Metazoa, Chordata, Mammalia, Carnivora, Odobenidae. The record is from RefSeq and is a predicted model, not a curated record. Gene Ontology annotation, biological process: carbohydrate derivative biosynthetic process; UDP-N-acetylglucosamine metabolic process; protein N-linked glycosylation. Bases 164 to 2209 code for a protein of 681 amino acids. The transcript is spliced from 19 exons.